This is a messenger RNA of Tilletiopsis washingtonensis, 2688 nucleotides long. RefSeq lists its product as hypothetical. The transcript has 2 exons. The record is from RefSeq and is a predicted model, not a curated record. Gene Ontology annotation, molecular function: protein binding; metal ion binding. NCBI's taxonomy places the organism in Eukaryota, Fungi, Basidiomycota, Exobasidiomycetes, Entylomatales. Bases 1 to 2688 code for a protein of 895 amino acids.
AUGGCCGCUCCCAUCUUUGACGCCGCCCGUGCCGGCGACGUCGAGGCGCUGCGCCAGGCGCUCGAGGCCGAGCCGCAGCUGCUUGCGGCGCGCGAUGCCGACCAGCGCACGCCGCUUGCUGUGGCUGCGGCCGCGGGACAGGCCGAGGCGGUCAAGGAGCUGCUCCAGCGUGGUGCUGAACGCGGAGAGACGGCUGAGCUCGGCGAGCUGAGCGCAGAAGUCUCCGCUGCGCUCUCGUCCGAGGCGCAGCCGGCGGGCGAGGAGCAGGCUGCCGAGGCCGUGCCGGAGCACGCUGCGCCCGUCGACGCACACGGCGGCCAGCAGCUGCCCGACGGCUCGAUCAGCUACGGCAGCUACGAGCAGGGCGCGUACCCGAUGAUGGCGCCGUACCCCAACGGCGCGCCGCAGGGCUACUACUACGAGGCCCAGCCGGCGGGCCCCAUGGCGCAGCCGCAGCCGCCGCACGGAGGCUACGCGCACCACCACCACGCCCAGCACCACCACCAGGGCGGCGCUGCGCCGCACGGCGGCCGGCGCAACGGCGAGCACGGGCGCAAGGACUCGGCAGCGAACCUGCCGCCGCCGGAGGUCGCGCGCAUGAUCCCAUGCCGCAACUUCCCCAACUGCCGCUACGGCGACAAGUGCGCCUUUGCGCACCCGAUGCCCAUGGCCGCGCUGCCGCCGCCGCCGGGUCCGAUGUCGCCGUCCAGCUCGCACCACGGCCAGCAGCCGCCGGCCGGUCGCGAUGCCGCACAGGCACCGCAGCAGGGCGCCCAGGGCGGCGCGCCCAUGUACUACCAACCGCCGCCGGGAUACGCCUACGCGCCGUACGGUCCGCCGCAGUUCUACCCGAUGCCGCCGCCCGGCCCGCACAUGCAGUACUCGCCCGCCGGCGUGCCGCUGCCAAUGCACUUCCCGCCGCCGCCGCACGUGUCGCUGCCCGGUGGCCAGCACGGCGAGCCGAGCCACCUGCACGGUGUGCAGCCGCCGGCGCAGCACCAUCUCGCGCCGCAGGCUGAGCCCUUCUCGCCGCACCACUUUGACGCCGCUGCGGAGCAGCAGCAGCAGAGCCAGCAGGCCGAGUCGCAGCAGACCAAGUCGCCGGCACCCACCGAGCAGGCCGCUGCCGCAUCCGCCGAGCAGCAGGCUAAGCCGAGUGCCGAGUCGGAGGCCCAGGCCUCGACCACCGAGGCGCCGCAGCAGGAUGGCGACGCGCCCGUGGCCAAGGACGCUCCCAGCACCAGCGCUGCGGAGUCCACCAAGGCCGCCGAGAGCGAGCCCAAGGCCGGUGGCUCCGUCACGCCUCCGGCGGUCGACGAGACGCCUGCGGAGAAGGCAGAGGAGAGCAAGGAGGUCGCCGCCUCCGCGCCCCAGGUCGACAGCCAGGGCCGCCCGAUCCACCGGCGCCAGUCGUUCAACUCGUUCCUGCACCACCACGCCGUGCCGUUCCAGCCCGGACAAGGCCCGGCGCCGGCCGUCGAUGCCAGCGGCAUGACGAUGAGCAACGGCAACGGCCACGCAAGCUCGGGACCCUCGUUCCGUGGCAAGAGCCGCCGCGGUGCCGUGCCGUACCAGGGCUCGAGCCGCAGCCGCGAUGGCUCGGCCCGCCCGCCGUGCAUGUUCUUCAACGUCGGCCGCUGCCGCUUCGGCGAGGACUGCGGCUUCCCGCACAUCAUGCCCGACGGCUCUGAUGCACGCAGCCUCGAGGCGCAGCAGCGCUCGUACUCGUCGUCGCGCGGCCAGGCCGCCGGCGGCGCUGCCGGACCGAAUGGCCCUCGCCCGAUCAAGGGCCGUGCUGCUCUGCCGGCGACGCCCUCCGGCGGACCUGGCGCAUUCGCGCCUCCCACUGGACCGCAGGCCAAGAAGAGCGCGCUGCCUCACAAGGUGCACGCCAGCGCAGGUGCCAACGGCGCAUCGCAGUCGGCACCGCAGGCGCAGCCGCAGCCGCAGGCACAAGCCCAGGCCCAGGAGAGCCAGAGCCAGGCACAGCAGUCUGCUGCCCAAUCGGAUGCGCCGGCUCAGUCGCAGCCCGCCGCCGCACCUGCUCAGCAGGCCCAGGCGCCGAGCCAGCCCCAGGCUGCCAACGGCGCUUCGUCCAGCAGCGCGCCGAAUGGCACGGCUGCAGGUGCCUCGCGCCCGGCAGCGCCCAAGGGCCAGAGCGCCAAUGGCGCGAACGCCAGUGCUCCGGCCCGCGCUCCGGCGUCCAAGGCCAAUGGCGCCAGCCAGGCGCCUCGCAAUGGCGCAAACGGCGGUGCUCAGCAGAGCAACGGUGCUGCCGCCGCCCAGGCCAGCAACACGUCGCGCAAGCUUGCCGCACAGCGCGUGCCGACGGUGAACGACUUCCCGGCACUGCCCAUCUCGCCGAACCCGCAGACUGCUGCGCCGGCCGCGGCAGCCAACGGUGCCGCUCCGGCAAGCAGUGGCGCUGCGACGAACGGCGCCGCGCCCACCAAGGCCAACUUCUCGGCCAUCCUCUCGGCCCCGGCGCCCGUCAAGGCGAAGCCCGAGCCGGCUCCGGAGGCGGCUGCCGCGCCUAGCGAGGAGAAGCCUGCGGAGAAGGAGCAGCCGACCAGCGCAGCAGCCAAGGACGGCGCCGCGCAGAGCAGCGAGACGAAGCAGGCCGCGGCCUCGUCGCCGUCGCCUGCCGAGCCGGUGGCUACCAGCAGCGCCACGGCUGUCCUGGCAUGA